AUGUUGUCCAGAGAGUUCUGCGGAAUUCUGAUGUUGGCAGCCACUGGGCUUUGUGUCACUGGGGAUAUGGUCACCAGCAAGCUGAUUGAGGCCUCCAAGUGGCCAUAUUGGUAUUUGGUCGCAGGAUCCUGUUUGGUGGCCUCCAUUUGUAACGGCCUGGCUGUCUACUGGUUCCGUUGGGAGUUGCCGACUCGCGCUGACUUGAAGUGGGUGAUCUCUCGAUCAUUGCUGGAGGACUUGCAUUGGUAUUUGGCAGUGGUGGCAGUCAUCAUCGGUGCCUCGCCGGGAGACGUGGCGGCGUUGACCUCGAUCGACAUCAUCGCGGCCGCCCUCUUUGGGCUGAUCUUCCUGGGCGAGAAGUUGACGAUUUGGCACUUCGCAGCGCUCACCCUGUCCGUAGCCGGGGCCAUUUGCAUCUCACAGCCAGAAUUCAUUUUCGGCUUUCCAGAAGGCAAGCACCACAGCCCUGUGGGCUACAUCAUGGCUUUGCUCUCGGGUUGCUUCCAGGCGGGUUCCUUUGUUUGUGCACGGAAAUCUGCUCAUCUCUCCAUUGGGGUCUUGACCUUCAGCAGCCUGCUGCUAGCAGUGCCGAUGGCCUUGGUCCCCCCCGGGGCCACAACCGAACAUACCAAGAAGAAGUUUCCAGAUUCCCUAAGCCUUUGGGGCUCAGGUCAUCAUGCGACCUUCGAGCCUUUGGCAGAGGAGCCCUGGACCGCCAUGGGACUCCUGGUGCUCAUCAGCCUUUGGACCAUGUCUGCAGUGGCCCUCCCAGCUGCUGGCGCCACCCGAUGCCCAGCGGCCGUGAGCGCCACCGUCUUCACCUCCGCCUGCAUGGUGUCAGGCUACCUAGCGCAGAUGAUCUUUUUCAAAGAGAUUCCGCAAGCACUCACGCUGAUUGGUGCUGGAUGUAUGCUCGUGAGCGUGGUCAUCAUGGCCAUGCCUUCUACAGAGCCUUCUACAGAAACUGAAACGGAGGAAAAGGCUGCUGCCGCCCCAUCAGCGGCCUCUGUGGCAGCGACCGAGGAGGCCCAGGCCCCUUCAACAGAGGAUGAUGAGACGAUGAGCCUUGGUUCCUUCGUUGCUUCUGAAGUCUCGUUCUGCUCUUCCUCCGUCCGUCAUCGCUGGAGCCGCCGACGCUUGACGCAGCCAGAAGUGCUGGCGCAGAGCAUCGGGGCAGCGUGGCCGGUGGUUUCGAUGAGCGCAUGA
This is a messenger RNA of Durusdinium trenchii, 1206 nucleotides long. The record is from the annotation of a GenBank genome assembly. NCBI's taxonomy places the organism in Eukaryota, Dinophyceae, Suessiales, Symbiodiniaceae.